GCUCCGGGGCUCCGCCGGGCAGCCAAUGGUGACACGUUGUUCUUACCCGUGACAUCAUCAUCCACCACUCCUCUUGCUAAAGAAGGAAACAAACAUCCAUCCAGCAGAAGAAGAAGGGGACGGGAGACGGAGAGAGGAAGGAGGAAAAGGCAGGAGGCCUAGGAAGGGACGUUUAAACCCGUCUAAAUCCGCCUGACUGAGAGGACGACGACACAGAAACGGGGGAAAAAAAAGAGGAAACUCCACAUAAUAACUUCGACCUUUUCUGACAAAGACAACCGCUUUUCCUGUCCUCCAGCGAGAAACCCAUCGAUUUUCAGCAGGUGAUCAUGGAUUAUUGCUUUUUUUUUUUUUUUCUUGAAGUGGAUUGGCGUUACAGAGAAAGCGAUUUGUAUUGAGCAAUGGCUCAAGAGACGAACCAGAGCCCGGUCCCCAUGCUUUGUGCCACAGGCUGUGGUUUCUAUGGCAACCCAAGAACCAAUGGCAUGUGCUCUGUUUGCUACAAGGAACACCUGACGCGACAGCAGAGCAGCGAUCGCAUGAGCCCCAUGAGCCCAAUGGGCUCCACUGCUAGUCCUACCUCAGAGGCCUCAGCCAUCCAGAGACUAGAAGCCAGUCUAGCCAAGGUUGACGCCUCCCCUGCCUCCUCACCAGACAUGUCUAGCAGGACUGUUCAAGGAUCUCUUCCUGUAACCCAACAGAUGACAGAGAUGAGCAUCUCCAGAGAGGAGAAGCCUGAACUCCUAGAGCCUGUUGUAAGCCAGCCUGCUGCUUCUAGUCCUUCUCCUGUAGCUUCUCCCAGCACCGAAGAAGGCAAGGGUGAAACCCCCAAACCCAAGAAAAACCGAUGCUUCAUGUGCCGCAAAAGAGUGGGCCUUACAGGGUUCGACUGUCGCUGUGGUAACCUGUUCUGUGGCAUCCAUCGAUACUCCGACAAGCACAACUGUCCCUACGAUUACAAGGCCGAGGCUGCCGCCAAGAUCCGCAAAGAGAAUCCCGUGGUUGUGGCUGACAAGAUCCAGAGAAUAUAGAUGGGGUGGGGGGAAAAAUGGUGUUGGAAAUGAGGAAACAUCUUGCAAAAGACUGGAGAAUGAGUGAAAACCUUUGACAUGAGUGCGAGUGGCUAAAUCAAAAGGACUUGAUUUGCAAAAAUGAUGAAAAAGCAAAAAAAAAAAGCAAAAAAAAAAAAGCAAAAGACCCUAGCUGAGGGAGAUGCAUGAGUGAUCACUUUUUUUCAUUUUCAUUAAUUCAUUAGAUUGUUUUAAUCUCGUUUUCUGUGGUGUGAAUAUGCCGCCGUUGAGUCCUUUUCCUUUUUUGUUUUCUUUUUUUUAUGUGUUUUAUUAAGAGCAGACCAGGCACGAUGUCCAGGAUAUGCUGUGCUCCCCUCACCAAAACCAGGUUGUCAUUUUGUGCCAAACAGCCAUUUUUACUAAACCCUCAAAGCAUUCAGAUUACAGAGAAAAAGAAAUCUGCCCGCCUUGUCGUUUAAUCCUAAAGAAAAAACUUAAGCAUCACUCUUGAAUAGGAGGAUUUUUUUUUUUUUUUUUACCGUAUUUCUCCUAGCUUUACCUACCUCAGAGGUGCUGUGUUGUCUUCCCUUCUAUCUGAAUCCCUGAUUGAACCUCCAAUCAACUCGCCUGCGUUCACUUUCAUAGUUUGUUUUUUUCGUAAUACACACAAAGAUCCCCCGCCCUUCAACCAAAUCUGAACCACAAACCCGACUUGGAAAAAUGGUCCCAGAUCUGAUUGUAAUCGAUCGACUGGUGCUGGCCUGAGAGGGCGGACGCCGGCACCCGUUCCCGAUGCGCCAGGUGCACGAAUUUCACAUGUUGCAAGGGGCAUAAAUGAAUGGAAUAAAUGCAUGAGUUGCUCUUCAUCUGCGUUAGAGUUUCAGAAAUAUCACUCGCCUUAGGGUUUUUUAUUUUUAUUUCCAGAGACAAUUAUCUAAUUUUUAUUUUAUCUAAUUUUUUUCUUCUUCCAUUGUACUGAUGUUGGCGCAUGGACUUGGUGCAUUUGUGGAUUUUUUCCUUUUUUUUUUUUUUUUGCGCUAACACAACAGUCAUGUGAGCACAGUGUGUGUGUGUGUGCGUGCAUGUGUGCGUGUGUGUGUGUGUGUUCUUACGUGGGUGUGUCCCCCCCUUCCUUUCUCUUCCUCCCGUCCUUUUUAGCUGUGGAGCUACCCGGUUUAUCAGCACAUGUUUACAGAAGUACAGGAGCAUGCCAGAGCUAGAUUAAUGAAAAAUAAUAGAAACUGAGAUUAGAUGUAACUUCUCAUCUGUCAAGCGUUUAUCGAUCUAUAGAGCGCGAGUGUGCAUUUGUGCGUGUGCAUGUGCACUUCCCUGUGCAAAAAAAAGAAGUGUGUUUUCAUGGCUGCCUGACACAUGUAUGUUUGUGACUUGUUACUUUUCCCCCCAGUGAGGAUGCGUUUCAUUGAAAAUUGAAAUGACUGAGUUUUUCUUUUCUUUUUUCUUUUUUUUUGAUUCUUAGUUAUAUGCAAAUUUGUACAAAAAAGUGAAAAAAAAACAACAAACUGUGUUGAUAUUUAUGUAUUGCAUAUAAUCUUGCUAUCCAGCAUUACAACAGAAUAGUAUCAUGUAAAUAAAACUGUACAGAGAGACGUAA
Molecule: messenger RNA, 2622 nt
Organism: Gambusia affinis (western mosquitofish)
Lineage: Eukaryota; Metazoa; Chordata; Actinopteri; Cyprinodontiformes; Poeciliidae
Gene: zfand5a
Product: zinc finger, AN1-type domain 5a
Exons: 6
Coding region: 402-1031 (209 amino acids)
Molecular function (GO): zinc ion binding; DNA binding
Source: RefSeq, a predicted model, not a curated record